CCGCAUUCGCAGGUGGAGAGCGCGUUUAAGUGUGGCCUGUGUCCCACACCAUUUUGGUGCUUUCCCUUCCUGCCUCCCCUCGCACUCGCACUCGCAGCCUGUGCGCCAGGCGGGGCCCACAGGCGGGGUCCUUCCAGCCUGGGUUCCAGGCUUUCUAGCGCUGAAGGUGCCUGAGGCGUGGAACCAGCUUCGGGGGACCAAAAUUUAGAAUGAGGAAAUGAGAGAAGCGCGCAGAGACUGAUCCAUCACAUAGCGUCUAGGGAUCUGCUCAUCUGACUCUCCUGGUAGUGGUUGGAGUUGCCUUCAUUUGCUUUUCAAGAUCUCUGUAUCCCAAGUUCCUGAUCUGAAAAACAUUCUCAGGGACUAUAGGAAUUUGGAAAGGACAGAGGACUAAGCACAUGGACUGGAAAUUGGAAGGGAGCGCUCAGGAAUCAGAGUCACACGUGUUGCAGGAGCAAGAAGUCAUCCUUGAGGAUACAGGUGAAGAUGGCGUCUCUGAAAGCUUCCGGCUUCUGCAGAUUGAUGUGGAAUGUGAGCAUCAGGAGGGAGAGACCCUGCCCACAGGCAGUGCGGCGUGGUGCUCGAAAAAUGUCCAAAGAAAACAGAGACACUGGGAAAAAAUAGUUGCAGCAAAGAAGAGCAAAAGAAAGCAAGAAAAAGAAAGAAGAAAAGCCAAUCGUGAAGAAAAUUCAGGCAUCUGCCCCCAGCAUAGCAAACGUUUUCUGAGAUCCUUAACCAAGGAGAAACUUUUGGAAGCCAAACACUCAGGACCAAGACUCUGUAUUGAUCUGAGUAUGACCCACCACAUGUCUAAGAAGGUAGAACAUCCACUAAGUUCUGACUUCCUACUCACAUGAGAGAGGUCCAGAAGGGAGCAGCUUUCAUGAAGAGCAUGACCAGCUGCAGCUUCUGUGAUUCUGUAGUAAAUCAGCAAAAGUGUUUCGUUUCCUACAUGUGGCUAAGUUCCAAGAUGGCUAUGUAAAGAAUCAGGGAGAGAAUAGACAUCCCCUUGUUUAGUUGGGAAAUUUUUACUCUAUUUCUGUUUUGAGAUCAACCCUUUGCCUCUGUGUUCAUGGUGUUCCCAGUCUAGAUGGAGCCUUUCAGGGUCAAUUUCCCAGAGAUGAAAUCUUUGGCUUUCUGCUAGGGAGAGAAAUAUUUGCCUCGUUGCUUGUUGUGGGGAGAUUCCCUGGUGGGAGGUCUUCCUGCAAUGUAUGUAUUUUAGUGGUCUCCCAUUCUCCCUAUUGGU
This is a messenger RNA of Hipposideros armiger (great roundleaf bat), 1246 nucleotides long. It is a transcript of the gene TRMT10B, whose product is annotated as tRNA methyltransferase 10B. The transcript is spliced from 5 exons. The record is from RefSeq and is a predicted model, not a curated record. Bases 399 to 857 code for a protein of 152 amino acids. Lineage: Eukaryota; Metazoa; Chordata; Mammalia; Chiroptera; Hipposideridae.